Molecule: messenger RNA, 2517 nt
Organism: Salvelinus fontinalis (brook trout)
Lineage: Eukaryota; Metazoa; Chordata; Actinopteri; Salmoniformes; Salmonidae
Product: medium-chain acyl-CoA ligase ACSF2, mitochondrial-like
Exons: 16
Coding region: 166-1674 (502 amino acids)
Biological process (GO): fatty acid metabolic process
Molecular function (GO): medium-chain fatty acid-CoA ligase activity
Source: RefSeq, a predicted model, not a curated record
GUGGAUACAGCUACCCAUGAUAUGACUGUAUAGAGUUCAGAUAGCGAAACCUUGACUUUUGAAGUUAAACAUUCAUUCGGCGAUAAAGAAUUGUCACGUGUUUGGGUGGACCAGGCUGCUGCAGGCCUCCUGGCACUGGGACUGAAGAGGGGGGACCGACUGGGCAUGUGGGGACCCAACAUAUAUGAGUGGAUCCUGUUCCAGUUUGCCUCAGCCAAGGCUGGCAUCAUACUGGUGUCUGUGAACCCAGCCUAUCAGGUGCAGGAGUUGGAGUUUGCUUUGAGGAAGGUUGGAUGCAAUGCCAUUGUGUGCCCAACCCAGUUUAAGACCCAGAAGUAUUGUGACAUGCUCAGGCAGAUCUGUCCAGAGAUGGACACUGCUAUUCCAGGAUCGGUCAAGAGUGCCAGACUCCCUGACCUCCAUACAGUGAUAGUGACAGACAGCCGGCAGCCGGGGAUGUACCACCUAGAGGACGUGAUGCAGGCAGGGAGCAGCCAGCACAUGCAGCAGCUGGAGGAGCUGCAGAAGAAACUGUCCUUCGACGACCCCAUCAAUAUUCAGUUCACAUCGGGUACGACGGGGAUCCCCAAAGGUGCCACCCUCUCCCACCACAACAUCGUCAACAAUUCCUACUUCAUUGGCAUGCGACUUGGAUAUGACUGGAGGUCUCAGGUACGCGUGUGCCUGUCUGUGCCCAUGUACCACUGCUUCGGCUCGGUGGGUGGUGGCAUUGUCAUGGCCACGCAUGGCAUCACGUUGGUCUAUCCCUCCACUGGAUACGACGGACGUGCCAACCUGGCAGCUAUGGAGAGUGAAAGGUGUACCUUUGUCUAUGGCACUCCUACUAUGUACAUCGACAUGCUGGGCCAGCCUGACUUGGCCAAGUUUGACUUGUCGUCAGUGGAGGGAGGCGUCAUGGCUGGUUCCCCGUGUCCACCUGAAAUAGUGAAGAAGGUCAUUUCUACCAUGGGCAUUAAGGAGCUCGUAAUUCUUGAUGACAGCUUUGCACACUCUUGGCAUUCUCUCAACCAGCUUCAUGAGAUCGGCUAUGGAACCACAGAGAACAGCCCUGUGACAUUCUGUGGCUUCCCAACAGACAAUAUGGAGAGGAAGUCAGAGACUGUUGGGUGCAUUACCAGUCACUUAGAGGCUAAGGUAGUUGACCCUGGCUCUGGUCAGAUCAUGCCUCUCGGGAUAUCAGGAGAGCUGAUGAUCAGGGGCUACUGUGUAAUGCUGGAGUACUGGGGGGAUGUCGCCAAGACAGACGAGUGCAUUACCAAAGAGAACUGGUAUAAGACUGGUGACAUCGCCACCCUGGACAAGUAUGGCUUCUGCCGCAUCGAGGGUCGAAUCAAGGACAUGAUCAUCCGAGGAGGGGAGAACAUAUACCCAGCUGAGAUUGAGCAGUUCCUACACACCCACCCUAAAGUCCAGGAGGCACAGGUGAUUGGAAUAAAGGAUGAGCGCAUGGGAGAGGAGGUGUGCGCCUGCCUCAAGCUGAAGGCGGGACAGGAUUGCAGUGCAGAGGACAUCAAAGCUUACUGCAAGGGGAAGAUUGCUCAUUUCAAGAUCCCGCGUUAUGUAACAUUUGUGAAGGGCUACCCGCUCACAGUUUCAGGAAAGAUCCAGAAGAACAAACUGCGUGAGCAGACAGAGAAGUUUCUGGAACUGUGAAGGACUGUGAAGUAAUGAGAGAAAGUCGGGCUAGACAUGGUGGCUCAUAUCUCCGAUGCAUGGCAUAUGUUUUCACUCCACUCUGCCAAAGCACCUGCUGAAAUCAAAGUCAUUAUGGCUGCAGCCCAAUUCAGCCCAAUUCUUAUCUUUUAUCCACUAAUAUUUUUUAUUAAAGAGCUAAUGUGAAAAGAUCUGAUGUGAUUGGACAAAAGACUAAUAAUUGGAAAAUAUAUCUGAAUUGGGCAGCCUAAGGGCUCUAUUAAAUACGUAGCUCUGAAGAUCCACUUUACAGAGCGAUUGACAAUUAAAGGCGAUGUUCCCGCAGUCGUGGAGACUGCAUUCACGGUAAUCACAGAAAUUACCUUUAAAUUUUAAACGCGGAUCUUCCACGAUACGGAUUGAAUCCAGCCGUAAGUGCCAUCAUUUGUGCCUUUUUUAAUGCAAACUUUUUUGCAGAACCCAUUGGACUAAUGCUGUUUUAGUAGGCACAGUUUAACAGGAAAGCGAAGCCAUGUCCAACAGUCAGAUAAACACUUGCAGCCAAAUGAUUUUACUGUAUUUUUAGGACCGAUCAUGUAAUUGUGACAGCCUUGAAACCACCUCAUCAAUCUGUGACUCGGGGUUCUAUUCCGUCUGUAAAACUGAAGCGUUACAGAUUCCGCGAUUUAUAAAAUGUAAAAGGUCAUUUCCAAUUGAGCUGACAUCUGCAGGGUUUAACGCCAAAGCGGGAACAUUGCCUUUACAUUUCAGUGAAGCUGUACUUCGGCGACGCAGAUUGAAUAGCGCCCUUAUAUUACAGCUGCCUAUAUGUCAAAAUAAAAAGCAUGUACCUCACCAUUAAAA